ACGGAGUUGUUGCCGGCGAGGCGCGCAAGGAAACGGCGGAACCCUCUGCCUGUCGUGUUGUGUCCCUCGUGGGCUGCGGCGUGUGGAAACGGGGACUCUUCCUCUGUCAUUCGGUUCCUCGCCUGACGCCUGCGGGUUUCCCCACUCAUAAUCGGUGAAAAAUGUCUGAUGAUGAAGAUGCUCCACUGCCGAAGAAGACCCGGAUUUACUAUGGAAGCCUUGAAGAGAAGGAGAGAGAAAGAAUUAGCAAAGGAGAGGGAGGAUAUCUGGGGAAAGAGGCUGUGAAAGUUGGUGUAGAAGCCGGGCACAUUAACAUAUCUGGUGGUGAAUUCUACGAUGUUGAAGAUCACAUCAGCGAGAGGCAGGCCGAAGUGCUGGCGGAGUUUGAGCGCAGAAAGCGAGCCCGGCAGAUUAAUGUUUCCACAGAUGAUGCAGAAGUGAAGGCCUGUCUACGAGCGCUUGGGGAACCAAUCACCCUUUUUGGUGAAGGGCCAGCGGAACGACGAGAAAGGUUGAGGAACAUAUUGUCUGUGGUGGGAGCUGAUGCCUUGAAGAAAACAGAGAAGAUAGAAGAUGCAAAGAAAGGCCGACAGGAGCACCAGCAGACCUGGUAUCACGAGGGUCCUAGUUCCUUGAAGACUGCUCGUCUCUACAUUGCACGAUUUUCCCUGCCAAGGGCCUUGAAGCGAUUGGAAGAGGCAAGAGCCAACAAAGAGGUUCCGGAAGCUUCCCGCACUGCUCGACAACAAGAACUUCACAAGAGUUUAAGGGCCCUGAAUAACUUCUGCAGUCAGAUUGGUGAUGACCGUCCCAUUUCCUACUGUCAGUUCAGCCCCAACUCCAAGCUCCUAGUUACAGCUUCCUGGAGUGGAUUAUGUAAGCUGUGGGAUGUUCCUGACUGUAACCUUAUUCGUACACUGAGAGGUCACUGCACGAAUGUGGGCGCCAUUGUAUUUCAUCCGCAGGCCACCAUUUCACUUGAUGAAAAGGACUGUAAUAUGGCAUCGUGUGCAGCCGACGGCUCAGUGAAGCUCUGGAAUUUGGAAAGUGAUGAGCCAGUAGCCAACAUUGAAGGGCACACAAUGAGAGUCGCUCGAGUGGCGUGGCAUCCAUCAGGCAGGUUUCUCGGGACCACAUGUUAUGACCACUCCUGGAGACUCUGGGACCUGGAAGCUCAGGAAGAAAUCCUGCACCAGGAAGGCCAUAGUAAGGGUGUCUAUGACAUUGCCUUCCACCGUGAUGGCUCUCUGGUGGGAACUGGUGGCCUUGAUGCCUUUGGACGUCUGUGGGACCUGCGGACUGGUCGAUGUAUCAUGUUCCUAGAAGGACAUUUGAAGGAGAUCUACGGAAUCAGCUUCUCUCCCAAUGGAUAUCAUGCAGCAACCGGAAGUGGAGACAACAGUUGCAAAGUUUGGGACCUGCGACAGCGGAAAUGUAUCUACACCAUCCCAGCACAUCAUAACCUCCUGUCAGCAGUUAGGUUUCAGCCCACAGAUGGACACUAUCUCCUCACCGGUGCCUAUGACAACACAGCAAAGAUAUGGAGCCACCCUGGGUGGUCACCACUCAAAACAAUGGCUGGCCAUGAGGGCAAAGUGAUGGGACUGGACAUUUCUCCAAAUGGGCAGCUCAUUGCUACGUGUUCUUAUGACAGGACCUUUAAACUCUGGACAUCUGAGUAGACCAAAAGCAGCAGAACUUUGACAACCAACCACCCUAAAGAAGGAGUGUCAGAUACAACCAAAUUAUUGGGAACUAGUCACCAGAUUUCACAGUAACAUGCCUUGUUGUGAGACAGGAGUUGCCAUAAUCUGCUGGUCAUUGACUUUAUCACUAUCAUUUCUAGGCUUUUGGACAGUUACAUUGAAUGAAAAAAGCUGGUAGCUUCCAGUUGAUGUGUAUGAGUGGUCCUAUUCCACAAUUCUCUGGAGAAGCAGAACCCGGAAUGAGAACAAGUGGUGCAUGGCAUCUCAGUUUCCAAAAUAGAAUGUUUUCAGUUCUUCACUGGCCUCCGAUUUUCUGCUGAAUGGUUUAUAGGAAGUGCUGCUGCCAAGCUGUUGGGUCCAAAGCACUAAGGAAACCUUUGAGUUAAGGGCUAUUUCUGGAAUUGAACUAAAAGUUAUUUGCUUGACAAUGGAAAGCUGUGUGUUAACCCUGGAAUCUGUCACUAAUGUGUUAACCACAUGGGUAAAUGGCCUCUCCUUUGUAGCAGCGCUUUAUAAUAAAUAUUUUGAUAAAUAACUACCUGUGGAACUGUUUCCAUGAGAUGUGCAUUAAAUUGAUUGAUU
Messenger RNA from Mobula hypostoma (lesser devil ray), 2288 nucleotides. It is a transcript of the gene prpf4, whose product is annotated as pre-mRNA splicing tri-snRNP complex factor PRPF4. The coding region runs from base 162 to 1682 and encodes 506 amino acids. Gene Ontology annotation, molecular function: U6 snRNA binding; protein binding; U4 snRNA binding. The transcript has 14 exons. Lineage: Eukaryota; Metazoa; Chordata; Chondrichthyes; Myliobatiformes; Myliobatidae. Gene Ontology annotation, cellular component: U4/U6 x U5 tri-snRNP complex. The record is from RefSeq and is a predicted model, not a curated record. Gene Ontology annotation, biological process: mRNA splicing, via spliceosome.